AUGAUUUCGCUUAUUUUUGGUUUAAGCACACGUUUAUUGUCCAGCUGGCAUGUCGAUCCAACAGAUACGAACGAUUAUCUGUGUAAAUGUCGAGCUUUCAUCGUCUUUACAUUUCGCACAAUUGGAAUUUGGUUAAUCAUGUUCGCAACCAUCGAUCGAUGGUUUUUAUCAUCCCGAAAACAUUAUCUGCGCAGUUUAAGUAAUCUGAAGACUGUUCAUCUCGGAAUCGUUCUUUGUUGCUGCAUAGCAAUCAUUUCGUACAUUCAUAUGUUCUUCUGUUACCAAGCAAAUCUCGUACAUACGCCAUUGAAGUGUUACGGGAAGACGAUCUCCUGUCGUUUUACAACCGAUUUAGUUUAUGCAUUGAUAACAAUACUUAUUCCGUCGAUAUUGAUGAUUAGUUUCAGUUUAUUGAUUAUCAAAAACAUUCACCAUCUGCGUACACGCAAGCAACAUCUAGCAGCAGUCUCAGUGGAGAGAUUAUCUCGACCGCGCGAGACGAAAAUUCAACGAGUUGACCAUAAUUUACUUCGAAUGUUACUGAUUCAAGUGUUUCUUCUUGUCAGCUUUUGUUUGCCACAAGCGAUACAAAAAUUCUAUAUUACCUUCAACGCAACAUAUGCACUUCAUGACUGGAAAGAUAAUGUCAGCCGUUUUCUGUAUAAUGUCGAUGUUUUACUGGCUUUUGUUGCUAGUGGAAUGCCGUUUUAUUUGUAUACAUUCACUGGUCGAACUGUUGUCCGUCGAGAGUUUUUCGCUCUAGUAGGAAUUUUAAUCCGCAGAUUUGGCGGUGAAUCGAUUAGAUCGUUAUCUUGA
Messenger RNA from Adineta ricciae, 816 nucleotides. NCBI's taxonomy places the organism in Eukaryota, Metazoa, Rotifera, Eurotatoria, Adinetida, Adinetidae. The record is from the annotation of a GenBank genome assembly.